ACGUGAUCAAAAGAGGACGUCUAUUGAGAUUCGUGAACAUGUCGCUGGUCUAACGGCUUCACUAUAUUAAGGCGGAACGCCCCCCCGAAGGACGCAGCUGAUUGGCGGACGUCACGGAGUAGGCCAAAGCUGGCUGUGUAGGUGUCUGCUGUCGUGUAAACACCAUGGUGGUUCUCAAGGCAGCAGCAGCAUCUCUCGGGCGGUGUCUCUUCGGCGCCCUUGCCAAGCCGUCCCAGCGUCGGCGAUGGACGCCCGUCAGGGGCUGCAGUCUCACCGCCAGCUCCAGCAAAUUCGUGUUGUCACGAGUGCACCCGAUGUGGCAGGAGCCCCUGGCCAUCCCUGGGGGUGACCGACAGUCCCCAAUCAACAUCACCAUGCGCAAGAGCAUCUACGACCCCCACCUCCAGCCCAUCUCCAUCAGAUACGACCCCAGGACAUGCCAGCAGAUCUGGAACAAUGGAUACUCCUUCCUGGUGGAGUUUGAUGACACCACGGACAAAUCCACACUCAGAGGUGGCCCCCUGGAAGACCAAUACCGGCUCUGCCAAUUCCACUUCCACUGGGGGGAGAGCAACGCCUGGGGUUCGGAGCAUACUGUGGACCGCUGCCUCUACCCAGCUGAGCUUCACCUGGUCCACUGGAACUCGGAGAAGUACAGCCUGUUUGAGGAGGCGGUGAUGGAGGAGAAUGGGCUUGCGGUCAUCGGCAUCUUUCUGAAGGUGGGGAAGAGACAUGACGGUCUGCAGAAACUCGUGGAUGCCCUCCCUGCAAUCAGGCACAAGGACAGCGUGGUGGAGUUUAAUAGGUUUGACCCCAGCUGCCUCCUGCCAUCUAACACAGACGACUACUGGACGUAUGCAGGCUCCCUGACCACCCCCCCGCUGACGGAGGCCGUCACCUGGAUCAUCAUGAAGAAGCACAUUGAAGUCAGUCACGACCAGCUGGCGGUGUUCCGGAGCCUUCUGUUUACUUCUGCCGAGGAAGAGAUGCAAAAGAGCAUGGUCAACAAUUUCCGCUGUCAGCAGCCCCUGAGGGGGCGGACUGUACGCUCUUCUUUUUCCCCAUUCCUCCAUGAAGACGUGUCCAGUGAGGCAGCAGGCCGCUGAGUUCUGUCUUAGAGCUGCCACUGUCUGCAGGAGGGGGGCUCCUAGUGGUGGGGGAUGGUACUGCAGCAUAAAACUGGGCAGGACAUUUAUGAGAUGUUCAGCAUGGAUGCAGUAAUUGAACAGUUGAACAGCAGUUUUAAAACCAGUCAAGGUGGUUCUAUUUCAGUUUCUGACUCAAUUUUUAUUUUACAUAAUAUAGCCUUUACUUUGUAGCAGUGCCAGUGUCUUAUUGUGCUAUGGAUCACAAUCAGGGCUGUUUUAGAGAUCCAAAACAUUUAUGGGACUUUAGUUUUAAGGCUGAGAAGCCCCUUUUAACAGAAGCCGCACAGAUAUUAGCUGCCAGACACACAGUGAAUUUGUCUAUAGCUUAUUCACAGACCAGGGGAGGUUCCUCGCCUCUCAGGCAAAACAAUCAGCACAUAUGCCCUUUACUGUGACUCGCUGAAGAGUUUCCCUCAAACAUGAGCUCGUGCUCUUAUUCUUUCUCUGUUUCCCCCAGAGCAGGGGGGUAAGAGAGCAGCUCCAUCUUGUCUGCCGGUUGUCAGGUGCGGCUGCUGCUCCUACAUUCCCGAGCCUCAGGUGAGCCAGGUUGCAGCGGUCUGUGACCAGUGGGCAGUGCACCGAGCCAAACGCAGUAUGGUGAUGCUGACCCAAGCCAGAGUAGCAACUGUUGUCACCUGACUGCAUCUUCAUGUGCUUCUGGCAGCCAGUGUUUAUCAAAUGAAAAACCUGCUCCACCUCUUUGCCUGGCGGAACAGCAGAACCCCAGAGGCACAGAACAGCCUGCAUCCUUGCUUUGGGCUGGUUUCAUGAUCGGUCUCCGGCCACACUGUUGUCAUGGAGAUCACGUUUCCCCUGUUCUUCUGCUUAGGGUAGGAAGGGCUGUAGAAAGGAGGGAUCGAGGGAUGUUGAGGAUCCAUGGACCAAAACUCUUGGCCUUUUGCUUUCAGUACGUUAUGCUGUUUAUAUAUUACCUGGCUGUUGAUUGGCCCAUGUCUGGAUUGGCACAUUUUUAUUUUUGUCUUGGGGCAAAAAUGCAGCCCUAAUUUGCCCUGCGUAAUGCGGAGAGACUUUGGUUUAUUCUGAAUGUGGAGGGCGGGAGGAUGGUUGUUUCUGGGACCAUGAGAGAAUAAUGGCCUUAUGCAAACUGGCCCAGCCGCAGACCCUGCUCUGAAUGGACCACCUGGGCCCUGCCCCCACCUGUCUCCCAUUCACUGGCCCGGGGCACGAUUUGAUGCUAACCUGACCUGAAAGGCUGUCUCCGCAUUCCCAACAAUGGAGGUCUGCAGAGCCGGCCUGACCCCCUACUGGCCUAGCGCUUUGCCCAGAGAGAUGAGCUUGAUUGGGCUGCCAUUAGUCAGUAUUUGGAUGAUAUUUCAAGAAGCUCUCAUUUUGUUUGGGUUUCUCCUUUGGUUUAUCUGCUUCUUCAUACCCACCCCUCCUUCAAGCUGUCCAAGAGAAGAUGGACUGGGUGCCGUUUUCCUAGUUUUGAGUUGGGGUGGGGUGGUUGUGCUUGGGGGAGAUUUUUUUUUUGCUUAUUCACAAAAUAAGGGAUAGUAUAGUUUUGAAGUACAAUAUUUCCGUUAGUUCUACACUCGAUGUGAUUGUAUUUGUGGCAUAGAUUUCAACUGAGGAAAGUUGUAACUGCUCUGUUUGCCUUUCAUGUUGGCCUCACAUACCAACAAAAGUACUACAUGGCAGGAAAAUCUCCGUACGCACAACCUUCAGAAUGUGAAUAUAAGCAAAUAUAUUUAUAGAGUGUUUUGUCUAUCCUGAGUGUUUCUGUUUAGCGUUGAGUGUUUUUAUGUCAUUUCUGCAGUUCUUUCAGACGAAUGAGUACUUUGGGUGUAGUUGUAGGCCUCUUCUCCUGUCCUGCUCUCAGAGGUCCCUUGUCACCUGCUGUUUCCUGCUCCUCUCUUCCUGCUCACUCCAGAAAUUUAUUACCUCGUUUAUGUCACAGAGCCAGAAGGACAGUAGGCCCAACCCACAAAAACUGUUACUCCUCAUGAAAGCUGAAAGACUGAUUAAUCUCUAUGCAUUAAACACGUGAGAAGUGUGUACUGUA
This is a messenger RNA of Brienomyrus brachyistius, 3171 nucleotides long. It is a transcript of the gene ca5a, whose product is annotated as carbonic anhydrase Va. Lineage: Eukaryota; Metazoa; Chordata; Actinopteri; Osteoglossiformes; Mormyridae. The transcript is spliced from 8 exons. Gene Ontology annotation, molecular function: carbonate dehydratase activity; zinc ion binding. Gene Ontology annotation, cellular component: cytoplasm; mitochondrion. The coding region runs from base 165 to 1106 and encodes 313 amino acids. The record is from RefSeq and is a predicted model, not a curated record.